AUGUCGAUGGAGAAGCUUAGCUGCUGUGAAAGCUUUCUCAGAAGCUCUAAACCCUAUUUCGCCAUGAUAUCUCUCCAGUUUGGCUACGCCGGCAUGAACAUAAUUACUAAAAUAUCCCUCAACACCGGUAUGAGCCAUUACGUCCUUGUCGUCUACCGCCAUGCAAUCGCCACCGCCGUUAUUGCCCCCUUCGCUUUCUUCUUCGAAAGGAAAGCUCAGCCGAAAAUAACAUUCACUAUUUUCAUGCAACUAUUCAUUCUCGGCCUUCUCGGGCCAGUGAUCGAUCAAAACUUCUACUACGUAGGGCUUAAAUAUACGUCUCCCACGUUCUCGUGCGCCAUGAGUAAUAUGCUUCCGGCAAUGACCUUUAUCUUGGCCGUACUAUUCCGGAUGGAGAUGUUGGACGUGAAGAAACUGUGGUGCCAGGCGAAAAUAGCCGGAACGGUGGUGACAGUGGCCGGAGCCAUGUUGAUGACAAUUUACAAGGGACCCAUCGUUGAGCUAUUUUGGACCAAAUAUAUGCAUUUCCAACAUGCCAACGACACGACGCCGUCUAACAAUUCAAAUGACAGUAAAGAUUUUCUCAAAGGCUCCAUCCUCCUCAUCUUUGCAACACUCGCAUGGGCCUCCCUCUUCGUUCUACAGGCAAAAAUACUAAAGACGUAUGCGAAGCAUCAGCUAUCUCUAACAACACUGGUUUGCUUCAUCGGAACGGUACAAGCAGCUGCUGUGACGUUUGUCAUGGAACACAACCCCUCCGCUUGGAGAAUUGGUUGGGACAUGAACCUCCUUGCCGCCGCCUACUCUGGGAUUGUGGCAUCAAGUAUCUCAUACUAUGUGCAAGGGAUAGUUAUGAAGAAAAGAGGACCUGUGUUUGCUACUGCCUUUAGUCCUUUGAUGAUGGUUAUUGUUGCUGUCAUGGGUUCUUUUGUCUUGGCUGAAAAGAUUUUCCUUGGAGGGGUGAUUGGAGCGGUACUGAUUGUAAUUGGACUGUAUGCGGUUUUAUGGGGGAAGCAAAAGGAGAAUCAAGUAACUAGCUGUGAGAUUUUAGUACCCACCAAGAAUAUUGACAUGAGUAGUAAAGUAACUGAGGAUGUGGAAGCCAAUAAUGGAAUUCAGGUGAAAAAAUCGGAAGGUGAUAACACUAGGCUUUCGACGAUUGUAAUCAGUGUUCCAAUAUCGGAAACGCCUUUGAAGAAAACUAUCCAAGACCAAGAGCCAUGA
Messenger RNA from Microthlaspi erraticum, 1224 nucleotides. The record is from the annotation of a GenBank genome assembly. NCBI's taxonomy places the organism in Eukaryota, Viridiplantae, Streptophyta, Magnoliopsida, Brassicales, Brassicaceae.